Molecule: messenger RNA, 1605 nt
Organism: Brenthis ino (lesser marbled fritillary)
Lineage: Eukaryota; Metazoa; Arthropoda; Insecta; Lepidoptera; Nymphalidae
Source: the annotation of a GenBank genome assembly
AUGCAUUAUCUAAAAGGUUAUUUAUCUGGUGAGGCCGAACAGCUGCUCAGACAGAUACCUAUAGCAGAUUCAAAUUAUGAAAGGUGUUGGUCAUUACUUAAUUCUAGAUAUAAUAAUAAAAGAUAUUUGUCACAUUUUAUUUUGAAACGUUUAUUAAGUCAAAGAAAUAUUACAUCAGAGUCAGCUAAUUGUUUAAAAAAUCUUAUUGAUACAACUAAUGAUUGUUUAAGUUCAUUAACCAAUUUAGGUAUAAAUGUAAGCACUUGGGAUAUUAUUAUUAUUCAUAUACUUACCUUAAAGCUCGAUUCGGAGUCCAGGAAACAGUGGGAAUUUUCUGUAACAAAUAAUAAUUCAUCUGAAGAGCUACCAACCUUUAACCAAUUUUCUGAAUUCCUUACAAAUCGUUAUCGAGCCUUAGAGUUCUUGGACACCAAAUCAGCUACUGUAACCAAAGAUUCUCAAUAUAAUAAUAAUGUAAAUAAAUUUAGAACUUUUGUAGCUUCAGCUAAUAAGAUUCAAUGUGCAUUUUGUUCUGAGGAUCAUAGGAUUAUACAUUGUAAGCGUUUUUCUAAUGAAACUGUAGACGCUCGACGCAAUUUUGUCCAAACCCAUAACAUAUGUUUCAAUUGCUUAGGGAAUAAUCAUUCUGCCAAAUCCUGCCAAAGUUCAAACAAAUGCCGUAUUUGCAAACGUCAGCAUCACUCGCUAUUACAUCCACCAAGUUCAGGUAUUUCUGGAGCCAACGCUGAAACAACUAAAAAUAAUAAUGGUAACAUUGGUUCAUCAAGUUCAGAAUCAAACAACGAGAUGGAGUCAACUCCUUUAGCAACGUUCUUUUCGACAGGACUAGUUCGUAAUCAGGUGUUGCUAGCCACUGCGUUAGUCAAGGCCGCGUCGAAAACGGGAGAACAUUAUAUAAUUCGAGCGUUGUUAGAUCAAGGGUCACAGACGUCAUUCGUAACUGAAGCGACAGUCCAAUAUCUGGGACUAAAGAAAAUUCCUAUAAGGGAACAAGUUUCAGUUUUAGGGGGUAAUAGUAAUGUGUCACCAAAAGCAAUGGUCUUUAUUCAACUUAAAUCAAUGAUUGAUCCAAAUUAUAAUAUCACAGUAAAGGCUUAUGUUUUGAAAACAAUCACUAGUUUUCUUCCAGCCAAGAGAAUAACUGCAUUGAAAUGGCUUGAAGCUCUUGAAAUAGAAUUAGCAGAUCCGAAUUAUCACACUCCAAACAAAAUAGACGUUUUGUUAGGUGCUGAAGUUUAUGACAAGAUAAUUCAGGAGGGUAUUAAAAAGGGACCUCAAGGUUCACCGGUAGUCCAGAACACAUCGUUUGGAUGGAUUGUCUCGGGUGAAGUAACUACAUCAACCAGGGAGGAAAAUCAUACGGAGUUCAAUACUUUUCAUUGUCGAACUGACGACAACGACAUGCUAAAACAAUUUUGGGAACUCGAAUCUGACCUGGAACUAACAAAGCAACAAAGAAUGACACAUGAAGAACAAGUUUGCGAAGAACUAUUUGCUCGUACUACUGAAAGAGAUGAAGACGGUCCUAACAUGGCUGUGGAUGGGCAUCGUUUGGACCUUUGUCAUCGUAUGAAGAAGAAAAUG